CAAGAAGCCAACUUCAUAUCAUUACUAUUCACAUGACACUGGUUUCCCCCUGACUUCGCGACGAAUUGGCGAAUGAAUGGGGGUUUUGGCUCGCUUAUCAUCAAUUCCCAACGAUUUGGACCUGAUUCUCCAUCUUUGAUCCUUCAUCGUCUGUGCAUUCACUAGUGCUUACUCGACUCCCUAUUGAGCAUUAUUGGACUUCAUAUCUAAUAUCUCGAAAGUCCUUCCUCACCUCGAAUAUUCUCACCCCGAACCCACACCAAAGAAUCAUGACCAAAGACGUCCAACUAGACAACGUCCUCAUAACCGGUGGCUGCAACUUCAUCGGCCACGCCCUCGUCUCCCACAUCCUCACCACCUCACCCACAACCAAAAUCACCAUCCUCGACCUCCCCACCUCCCUCCCCCUCUUCCCCACUGUAACCUACCACCACAUCCCCAUCACCGACCUCCCCGCCAUCCAAGCCGCCCUGCACCUCAUCCGCCCAACCGUCAUCUUCCACACCGCAUGCACAUACUCCCUCUCCCUCCCCGCUUCCACUCACCUCGGCAUAAACUACCAAGGAACGCUCAAUAUCCUCGCUGCCGCCCAAGCAGUGGGAUGCGUAAAAGCGUUCGUUUACCAUUCCUCUUCGUCUGUAAUUGAAGAUGGGUAUUCGGAUCUGAUUGAUGCAAGGGAGACGAAACCGGUGCUUUUUGAGGGAGAGCAGAGGUUUCCGUAUCCAUUGUCGAAGGCGUUGGCUGAGAGGGCGGUAUUGGAGGCGAAUGGGGAGGGGGAGAUGUUGACGGUUAGUAUUAGGCCGGCGGGGACGUUUGGGGAGGCUGAUGGGGAAAUGAUGGAGAAGUUGUUAGGAGCUGCGAAAAGUGGUCGGGCAGGGGUACAAAUUGGUGACGGGAAGAACGUUUACGAUUUCUUGUACGUUGGAAACCUAGUGCUCGCUCAUGUGCUCGCUGCCAAGGCUUUAUUAGGAGCUGGGAAUGGGGGAAAGGUAGAUGGGGAGGCAUUCCACGUUACUAACGAUGAGCCGUGGCUCUUUUGGGACUUCUCGAGGAGGAUUGCGAAGGAAGCAGGGUUUGAAGUGAAAAAUGUCAAAGUUGUUCCGAGGUGGGUGGCGAUGUUGUUUGCUAUCUUGACGGAGUGGUGGGUUUGGGUGAGUAGUUUUGGGAGGAGGGAGAGUGAGUUGAGUAGGCAUGGGGUUAGGUAUAGUUGUUUGACGAGGACGCUGAAUAUUGAGAAGGCGAAGAAGAGGUUGGGGUAUAAGCCAGUUUUCAACAUGGAGGAAGGGGUGAAGAGGAGUGUGGCGUGGUAUAGGGAGAAUGGUAAGUUGGACUGAGAUUCAGAUAUCU
Messenger RNA from Mollisia scopiformis, 1347 nucleotides. Its product is annotated as C-3 sterol dehydrogenase/C-4 decarboxylase. The transcript has 2 exons. Gene Ontology annotation, molecular function: 3-beta-hydroxy-Delta5-steroid dehydrogenase (NAD+) activity. The record is from RefSeq and is a predicted model, not a curated record. Gene Ontology annotation, biological process: steroid biosynthetic process. Bases 270 to 1334 code for a protein of 354 amino acids. NCBI's taxonomy places the organism in Eukaryota, Fungi, Ascomycota, Leotiomycetes, Helotiales, Mollisiaceae.